GUUUAGAGCAUGUCAAAGGUUUACGUGAAGAAAAUAUUAUAUUCAUUUUAUUUUAUUUUUUGUUUUUAUUUUUUUGACUUAUUAAUUAUUAAUAACUUUCAAAAUCAAUUAUAAAAAUUAAAGUACUUAAAGAUAAUUAAUAUAAAAGAAAAAAAAAUUAGAGUAGCUUAUAAACGUACCUACAUAUCUAUUGUCCGAAGGUAUUGAAUUUUUGGAAAAUUGAAAAGAAAGUUAUGGCGAAAUGCUUAAAAAUUGCUUAGUACAAACAACACUAAAACAAAAAUGAAUAAUAAAUAAAAAAUAAGUUAAGUAAAUUAGUAAUGAAAUUACAUUUAUUAAAAUAGCACAAAAAACUUAAAAAUAAUAAAGUAAAAAAGACAUUAAAAAAGUCAAAAGUGAUUUUAGCAGAAGUUGAAUUAAAAUGGGGGGCUGUAUUGGUCUACAAUCCAAUGAAAAUAAUGAAACUGCUAGCGUGGAAUCUACAUCUAGACCGAUAUCAGGGGGACUUACAACAGGAGGUAAUUUUGGACCGUCUAGAAAGAAUCACCCAUUGUGCCAUGAAACAAUACGUUGGCGUUCUGACGUGCCUUUAACUGAAGGACAAUUACGAUCAAAACGUGAUGAAUUUUGGGAUACAGCACCAGCAUUUGACGGACGAAAAGAGAUAUGGGAUGCCUUAAGAGCUGCAACCACAGCUGCUGAGUCACUAGAUUUUCAAUUGGCACAGGCAAUAUUAGAUGGAGCUAAUAUAUCUGUGCCUAAUGGUUACUUAACGGAAUGCUAUGAUGAAUUAGGAACGCAAUAUAAAGUUCCAAUAUAUUGUUUGUCAUAUCCAAUAAAUAUUGUUAAGGAAGAGAGUGGUAGAGAUUCACCGGCAGAAUAUUCGGAACCAGUUGAUGGUGGUACAGAAGUAUUUUUAAAAUUAAGGAUAUCCACAACUAUGACAGAUAUUAAGUUGUUAGUGUAUACAAAAGACACUAUUGGGCAGUGUAAAAGAAAAUUGCAAACCGCUGAAGGAAUUGAUUCAUGUUGUCAAAGAUGGUUUUACGGUGGUAAAUUAUUAGGUGAUAAAAUGAUGGUUGAAGAGGCACAUAUACAAAAUGGUUAUAUUGUACAAGUAAUUGUUAAUACAGAACACUAUAGCCAUGACACAAGCGCAAAUAGUUUAAAUAGCUAGCCAAGACUGCAUUUGUUUUUAUCAAUAUUCUUAAUGAAAAUAAUAUUAAGAGAAAUAAUAACAAAAUCGAAAUUUUUCAAAAUCAAUUGUAAUGAUAUUUUAUUUUUUUGUUUUUUCCAAAUUUUGAAAGAUUAGUGAAAAAAAAGGAAAGAAGCAGAAAAAUUUGAAAAAAUUAAAAAUAAUUAAUAAAUUGAAAAGUAAAGGAAACGUAUAUGCAUAUAUAUAUAUAUAUGUAUACUGAAAAUUUAAUUAAAAAACAUAUUGCAUUAUUAAAUAA
Condylostylus longicornis is the source of this 1454-nucleotide messenger RNA. RefSeq names its product ubiquitin domain-containing protein 1. The transcript is spliced from 5 exons. Lineage: Eukaryota; Metazoa; Arthropoda; Insecta; Diptera; Dolichopodidae. Gene Ontology annotation, molecular function: protein binding. The record is from RefSeq and is a predicted model, not a curated record. Bases 422 to 1177 code for a protein of 251 amino acids.